GAAGUUUAAAAUUUUUUACUGUUUCGUUGCAUGUGUGGUUGUUAAUGCUUAUUCCAGCUUCGUAAUUGUGGUUAUUUAAUACGACUACUAACAGCUUAUUCAGAGUAAUUGUGGAUCGUAGUGUAUGUUUACUUUUUAGGGAAUCAUGGAUACUACUACAAGUAAGUUGCCAAAACCAUCAAAACUACCAACGAUGAAAAGUGCUGUACCCAUACCUAAACCUUCUAAACCUCCUCUGCAAACGCUCAGCACUGGACAAAGAUUAAUCAGAAGAUCAAAAUCUUUUUCCGACCUUUCAAAUUUAACCAAAGUUGAGUCAAUUUUUGAAAGAAAAAAACCUUUAAUGACAAUUCCAGAAAAUAAAAUAAACAACAGUAAACUGAGACGCCGAUCAAAAUCUAUUACUGAUAUAUCAAAAACAGCUCCAAAGAAAACGAUAAGUAAAGAAAAUAAAAUGGCACCAACCAAGAGACCUGCACAGAAGCCACCAGCGGGAGAAUCAAAACCGAAAAUAGCCAAACAAGCGUCAUUACCUAGUUGGGAUUAUAAAGGGAGGUUUCAACAACUCAGCGAAAAAUAUUCGGCCCAACAAGAAAGUUUAAAAAAUAUGAAAGAUCGAUUGUCUGGUCUUUCUGAAAUUGAAGACAACUAUGAAAAACUCCAGACAGAUUUGGAAAAGUUACAUACAGAGAAUAUUGGUUUUUCAAAAACAAUUAAAACAUAUGAAUCAGAAUUGGGGAUAUUAAGACCCAUUAAACCAAAGUACGAGACCUUACUGACUGAACAUGAAAUUGUAGAAAAAGAGUAUAGUCAAUUAAAAUCUAAACACGAAAUACUUGUGGAAAAGGAAGCAACAACAAGUGAAUUGUUAACAAAAACGACCGAAGAAAAUAAAGUGUUACAGGAUAAAUAUGGUAAAUUAAAAUCUGACUAUGAUAUAAUUUGCGUCGAAAAGGAAAAUUUGUCAAUAUCGUUGGAAGAACAAUUAAAAAAAAAUGCGGACUUGGAAAAUAUGUUGAGAAUUUUGACUCAAAGACUUCAAGAAAACACUGCCCAAAGAAGAUUGUUACACAACACAAUACAAGAUCUAAAGGGUAACAUUCGUGUGAUCGCACGUGUUCGGCCUCCCAUUAAUAGUGAGGAGGAAGACCGAAUCCAAUGUGUGAUAAAUUAUAUAGACGAAAAUUGUCUAGAGAUACGAAAAACUCGAGAAAGCAUAAGUGUAAGUGGAAAGAUUCAAGACCUAAAACAGGAGUUUACGUUUGAUAAGGUGUUUGGUCCUGAAAGCACACAACUGGAGGUAUUUGAGGAACUGGCACAAUUAAUACAGUCUGCACUGGAUGGGUAUAAUGUAUGCGUUUUCGCUUAUGGCCAGACCGGAUCCGGGAAGACGCACACAAUGCAGGGUAGUGAUACCAAUCCAGAACAUUUUGGCAUGAUUCCCAGAACAAUUGACAUGAUUUUUGACACAAUACACAAGUUGGAGAAAGAAGGCUGGACUUACAAAGUACACGCAAGCUUCCUAGAAAUAUACAACGAAAACGUGAGAGACCUGCUAGACCAUAAAAGUAACAAAGUCUGCGAAAUACGAUACAACGAAGGGAAAGGAACCACUGUAACAAACUUAACCAUUCAACCAAUCGAGUCUGCCAAAGAACUGAGACAUUACAUGAGAGUGUCUCAUAAAAACAGAGCAGUUGCCGCAACUGACUUCAAUGAGCACAGUUCUCGAUCACAUGCUGUUACGAAAAUUUAUUUAGAGUGCAGUCAUCAAGAAUCAAAUAGCGUUUAUUCUGGUUCUGUUAAUUUGGUAGAUUUGGCCGGUUCAGAAAGUGCCAAAACUAGUGCCAAUGACAGGAUUGUCGAAACCAAAAACAUAAAUAAAAGCUUGUCGUGUUUGGGAACUGUGAUGUUGGCUCUGUGCAAUAAAGAGAAUCAUGUUCCCUACAGAAACUCGAAGCUGACAUAUUUAUUGCAAUCCUGUUUAGGCGGAAAUUCGAAGACCUUAAUGUUUGUAAAUAUAGCUCCAUUUGAAGAAAAUUAUUUGGAAAGUAUAAAUUCAUUACGUUUUGCUUCUAGAGUCAAAGAGGUAAAACUCCAAUCUAAAAAGGUGAAACUAGCGUCAAACAUAAAAUAGAUUAGAAUAAUGAUUAUUUUAUAUAUAUAUAUAUAUUUCUAUAUAUGUUUUUAUUGAAUGCUACUGAGUGUGGUUAGUAUUAUAUUUUUUAUUGUAAUAUGUAUUUGUAUGUAUCCGUCAUUAAAAAUUGUAUUUAUAUUUUAAAAAUAAAACAUACCCAUAGUUUUUAAA
Aethina tumida (small hive beetle) is the source of this 2308-nucleotide messenger RNA. RefSeq names its product protein claret segregational. Gene Ontology annotation, biological process: microtubule-based movement. The transcript is spliced from 5 exons. The record is from RefSeq and is a predicted model, not a curated record. Gene Ontology annotation, molecular function: microtubule binding; microtubule motor activity; ATP binding. Lineage: Eukaryota; Metazoa; Arthropoda; Insecta; Coleoptera; Nitidulidae. Bases 146 to 2137 code for a protein of 663 amino acids.